AUGCACUACAGAGACGCUUUCGCCGCUAUCGACUGGCUUUGCGAUGUCCUCGGUUUCACCCGACACCUCGUUGUCCCGGACGGCAAGGGUGGCGUUGCCCACGCGGAACUGACCCUCGGCAACGGCAUGAUCAUGCUUGGUUCACAUAGAGAUGAGGCCGGAGACUCCGUCGUCGCGCCCAUAGCAGCUGAAUACUGGACCCAGAGCACCUACAUAGUGGUCGGCGACAUCGAAGCCUCUUACGAGCGCGCGAAAUUCUGCGCAGGCAGACAUCGUUUCCGAACUCGAGAACAGCACUACGGCGGCAGCCUGUUUUUCAGUCCGCGACCCCAAAGGACAACUCUGGAAUAUCGGCUUCCUACGACCCCUGGGCAGAGCAGAGAGAGUGGCUGA
This is a messenger RNA of Geodia barretti, 393 nucleotides long. The record is from the annotation of a GenBank genome assembly. Lineage: Eukaryota; Metazoa; Porifera; Demospongiae; Tetractinellida; Geodiidae.